Effrenium voratum is the source of this 1383-nucleotide messenger RNA. NCBI's taxonomy places the organism in Eukaryota, Dinophyceae, Suessiales, Symbiodiniaceae. The record is from the annotation of a GenBank genome assembly.
GCCGCAGUACCACCCUGCGGGAGGGUCUCCUUUUCUGUUUUGCUGGCGUGAAGACGUGCCUCGCCAUUGGCUCGCUCCAUCCGCUAGCAACUGGCGCCAUCUGCCCCUCGGGGUCGAGGUCCCAGCACAAGGUUUACGCACUUACCGCUAUUCUUGAACGCCUAUUGUCAUUACCACUUGACUGCAGUUGUCGACCAUGGCCUGCAUUCGCCUCACCGUCCUGGCCCUUUGUCUCACAGAGGGACUUUCUAUGUCAGUCGCUGAUAACCUUUUUGUCCACCUUCGGACAAGAAUGCAGACAAUCAGCUCAGAGCUCUCUGCCUGGGAGCUCCUGCGCUCCGUGAGCUCUGCAGCGGUGCCGGAUCUUGUGGCCCUGCUUUGCGCUGGCGCCUUCUUCUAUUUCCUCAGCUACACGCUGGUGGUCCCCAAACGCGUCAGCAAAGUUCGCGAGCCAGAGGAGGAGAGUAGCGAGAUCUCGCAGAUUCCGGAGAUCUCGGGGUGCACAUCAUUGCACUGGGCAGCGCACAACGGCCUUCUCCGAGAAGUGGAGAAUCUUUUGCAUGCAGGCGCUGACGCCAAUGCAAUGGACAACUACCACGAGACGCCCCUUCACAUGGCAGCCCGGGGUGGCUAUGAGGACAUUUGCAGUUUACUGCUGGACUAUGGUGCCAAACCCCAGGCCUUGAACAAGAAUCACAAGACGCCCUCUUUGAUCGCGGCGCUCUCUGGACACGCGGAGCUUUGCGGCCUGCUGAACCCUGGCGAGUUGACAAGGAGAACCUUGCAGACAAAGGCUUUGCCAGUAGAGUCUGACCUCAAGGAUUGGAGCCGCAGCCCCGAGGGCUUGGAACACUUCGGUUGCAACGAGCUGCACUGGGCAGCUUUGAGGUGUUCCCUUAGGGAGGUAUGCUCCCUGCUGGCCGCUGGGGUUCCACUGGACCUGCCAGACCCUUGGGGAGACACAGCGCUACACCUCGCCGCCCGGGCCGGGUGCCUGGAGGUGUGUGGGGCGCUUUGCGCCGCCCGCGCCAAUGUGCGGCUAGUGAACAAGGAGAAGAAGUCAGCUCUAGACAUUGCUCGCUGCGCCGGCCACCACGACAUUUGCAAACUUCUGCAGGACUUCCUUUGACGCGCUUAUUGGGUUCCUGCCACGCACAGCUGAGCUGCCUGCCAUGCCCGGAACACGGAACUUGCUGGAGGAAUCUAUCGGACCUUGGGUUUCCCCAACUCUAGGCGGCAGAAAGCUAGUUCGGGCGGCGGGCAGAUCGGAGUCACUGCACGAAAUCCGUCAGGGCAGUUUGGUGCUGGUAACGGCCCCGGGCCCAUUUGCUGACGCCUUGCCUUGGGCAAGGCAGGUUCCGAUUGGCGAGUCGGCAUCCCCAA